AUGUCUGAAUGGGGUCCACCGUACGGAUUCGCAAUACGCAGAAAUGGCUCCUGCCUGCAAGAAGAAAACUACUGUGUUCAAGCAUGGAAUUUAACAUUAACAUCAGAAGAUUUCUACCGAUGCUGUCCCGGCGGGGAAACCUACUGCAGCGCUGAACACCCAGGCCUGUGUUGUCCAGAUAAAGCAGACUGUAAACGGCUAAUCAGUAACCCGGCACACUGCGCCAACGAAACUUGGAAUCUUUAUGAAAAUGAUGAGGACGGCGGAUACUUCUGUUGUGAGCAAGGAACAACUGGGUUUAUUCGCAAGAAUGUGGGAGUUGGGUGUGCGAAAAAAGGUGAUCUUUCGGUUUCCAAUACGGAAUUGCUGGUGGCAGUUUCUUCUGGUGUUGUUGCAACAUCGUCUAGCUCAUCUACUUCAAAUACAGGCGCCAUCGCAGGUGGUGUAGUUGGUGGAGUUGCUGUGUUAGCGAUCAUUCUCGCCUUGUUUUGGUAUUUCAUGCGUCGCCGCUCACAGAAGCAACCACCUCAAGUGGAAACGCCCAUCACGGAAGCACCAACGAUACAACCUGGCCCUGUCCAGCCCGCGGACAAACCAAGCGAGUUGGAUGGCCAAGAUUAUGUGGCAGAGCUGGGAAAUACUGCUGUCCACGAGUUGCCGGAAAAUCUAAGGACCCGAUGAAAAGCCAUGGCCUGCGUUUUGAUAUCCUUUGAUAAAGCCCCUAGAUCAAUAUUUUAUAUUUGUAUAUGGCAUACUCCCGGCACUCCGGCU
Molecule: messenger RNA, 771 nt
Organism: Aspergillus ruber CBS 135680
Lineage: Eukaryota; Fungi; Ascomycota; Eurotiomycetes; Eurotiales; Aspergillaceae
Exons: 2
Coding region: 1-681 (226 amino acids)
Source: RefSeq, a predicted model, not a curated record